AUGACAUUGACCCCCAAGGAUUUUAGUUCAAUUUCUGGAAUACCAGUGCAUGGUAACCCAUUGAAAAUGGAUAGACGCAUCCACAAAAAUAUAGAACAACUAACAAAGUUAGUAGGACAACCAUUAGCAACCAUUGGCAGAAGAAGGGUGAAAUUGAGUUGGCUAUACACAGCUUAUCGCAAUAUGCAACUAAGAAAUAUUGAAGACCAUGAUAUUUUAACUAGGGUCUUCAUACUUGCACUACUUGGGUGCACUUUGUUUGCACGUUCUAAUAAGAUGGUGCACUUGUACUACUUACCGUGUUUGGCUAGUAUAGGAGAUAUAGGAUCUUUCAAUUGGGGGGGAGUUGCAUUGGCUUUUAUGUACCAGCAAAUGGAUGACUUAUGUAGACACAACACACACUGCAUGGGAGGCCUUUGGAAAGCAUGGGAGGUUUGGGCAAGGGAAUACCUACCAUGUGUACGUGUUACACCACAAUCGAUAUCAUCAAAAGUCUUUCCACGAAGCCUUCUGUGGAGUAAUUGCCCUCCACCAACAAUGGGGAUUGCAGCCCUGUUGAAGUACUAUAGGGAAAAACUAACAAAUCUAACAUUGGACGAGGUUGACCUCUGUCCAUGGGGAGAUGAAGAAAUUCAACCUUACUAUGUUGCCCUAAGUGAGGUAGCCAACUCCAGUCGAAUCUUACUGGUUGGCCCGAACGGAGCAGAGUGGUAUUUGGGGGAGCGAGUUUCAAUGCAAAGUUGUGGAAUUGUUCCCAACCGAAUACCACAACUACCACCCAAGUCAAUGCUUGUUCGAGAAAAACUGGUCAUAAUUACAAAGCCGUGGUGUUUGUCUGGUAAAUCGGCAUCAGAAUUCUGGGAAGAACAAACAAAGGAGAACUGUGAAAAGUACAAAAGAGAAGUUUUGUGUACAAUAACACACCACAAGGUAACACAGUCAACACCAAAAACACUUAUACGAAAAAUAGAUGCGAUUCAAAGAGAGUUAAUGCAGCAAAUGAUUACAACAACGACUGCCUUGAAUAAUUACAAGUCCAUACUUGAAAAUGUCCACGAGGAAAUGGUUCAAUGGACAGGUGAAGACAGCGAAAGUGAUUUCAAAAGGGACAACUAA
Messenger RNA from Humulus lupulus (European hop), 1116 nucleotides. RefSeq names its product protein MAINTENANCE OF MERISTEMS-like. The record is from RefSeq and is a predicted model, not a curated record. The transcript is spliced from 5 exons. NCBI's taxonomy places the organism in Eukaryota, Viridiplantae, Streptophyta, Magnoliopsida, Rosales, Cannabaceae. The coding region runs from base 1 to 1116 and encodes 371 amino acids.